Molecule: messenger RNA, 4641 nt
Organism: Neospora caninum
Lineage: Eukaryota; Apicomplexa; Conoidasida; Eucoccidiorida; Sarcocystidae
Exons: 2
Coding region: 1-4641 (1546 amino acids)
Biological process (GO): RNA processing
Molecular function (GO): adenosine deaminase activity; RNA binding
Source: RefSeq, a predicted model, not a curated record
AUGCCUCCCGCCGACGCCGGCGACUCCUCGCCCCUGUCUCCUCCCGCCGACGCCGGCGACCCCUCGCCCCUGUCUCCUCCCGCGUUCGGCGCUCUGCCCGGAUCCUGCUCGACCGCUCCGUGCCUCGGCGACAGAGUUGCCCAGUGUCUCUUCAGCGUCUUUGCGCGCGACAUCCCGAGGCGAGGCAAACCCGACGAGGCUACCGGAGAGUGGACUGUCUUGGCCGGCUUUGCUCUGGAGGAGGUUCCACCGGACCAAGACGCACAGGCGCACGCGCAAAACGAAGGCGAGAGCUCCAACCGACGGAGCAGGGAGGAGCAGAAUGGAGGGGGACGAGGAAGAAAGUCGCUGCCUCAGCGGGAGGACGAGCGUCUCCGUUCGUCCUUCGCCCCGGAAGACGAGACGUGUCUCUCAUCUGCCUCCGACGCAGGCGAAGAGAAAACGGCUCUCGUCGCGGUGAACCAUCUGCAACAACUUCCCUCUUGUUCUCGCUCUUCUCCCUCGUUCUCGCCCUCCAACUCGUCUGUGUUUCACCCUCUCGUCGUCGCCACCGGCUCUCGAUGCAUUGGGCGCUGUCGGCUUGUCCCCCCCGCGCACAUGCCGUCGCAGGGAGACGAAAAGGCAAGGCCGCACUGGAAGCAUGGAAGCGCCGAUCUGAAGACAGUUUGUGCCUCAGAGUCGCUCCCUCGAAAGAGUGCCUGCGGCCAUGCGUCGAACGGCGACGUUGCUUCGAUUCCGCCCGUCUCGUCUUUCUCGUCUCCCAACGCCUCUCUCGGCGAGCCGACGGAGCCGGGAGUGCAUGCGCAGGCAGAGCAGCCCGAGAGUGCGGAAGAUCACACCACGACGCCGUCGAAGAAGACGCGCCGAGCGUCGUCGCCGAGUGAUGGAGGUGAUCGUCUCGUUCCUUUCCAUGCGGGCCCCGGGACGGCGAUGAUCCCGGAGACAGAACAACCUGCCGGUGAUAGUUCGCCCUCUUCGAAGACGCCAAUGGCGACUGAGAGAGCAGACGAGAACGCGACCGGGAAGAGGGGAGCAGGGACGAAGCGUGCGAGUGAAGCGCAGCCGUCACAGCCUUCGCCUUCGCCUCGCCUGUCGUGUUCUCCGUGUUCUGGCUCCUCGUCAUCGGCGUGCGCUUCGUCUUCUUCGGCUUCCGCGUCGCUUUCGGGUUCUGCAUCCCGCUCGGAGUCUGCAGCGCGUUCCGCCUGCUCCGGGGGUCAGCAGAGACCAGGCUGCGUGGACGGCUCGGCGUCCGUCCCCCGAGAGCACAGAAAGAGAACGCAUGGGUGUGCAGUUCCCCCUCCUGACACACUCGCCGGUGAUGAUGCGAAUCCAGGAACAGAGAUCGAGGCGGAAACAGAAGCUUCUCUGUCCUCACCUGUUCCACCUGAAGUGUAUAGGCAGUGGAUGCAGGGGAGUUGCGUCUCCGUUCACGAUUCCCACGCAGAAGUGCUCGCCAGACGGUCGCUCAAACGGUACUUGGUCCUCGGAAUGCUCUCUCAACUGCAUGCGUUCCUUUCGGAGGUGCGCGAGAGAACGCUUCAGGUCGAUGCCUUUUUGACGCGACUCCUGCGACGAGACAGAGACGCGCGCGCCCGAGGUCCACAACAAAAUCGAGGAAACGCUACAGCCAAAGUGCAAGAAGAAACUCAGAAGUUCCUGGAGGAAGGGGAACAUGCCAUGUGCACGAGGACAAACAGUCAAGGUGAACGCCCCAGCGGAGGCGAGGCACAGCAGGUACAGGAACUCGACAAGACAGAGGACGGCGCGAACCGCGUUGCAAACGAGAACCUGAACACGCAUGCGGAGGACGAACGUCGGCUGGUCGACGACUUCCCUGCGGCUGUGCAUGCGUUGUCUCUUCUCCUUCUUCACCCCUUCCCUUCGUCUCUUGCGCUUCUCUCCCCUUCGCAUUCUGUGUUCUCUUUGCCGUUACCUGGCACGGGAGAACCCGAUCGUAGUCCGGAGGUUUGCUCAGGCGCGAAGAGCUGGAUCGAGUUGGUGCCUCUCGCGCUCCGCUUCCGAACGCGGAAAGGCAUGCGCCUGCACUUCUAUGCCUCCAUGGCCCCCUGCGGAGAUGCUGCUGUCGCCCCGCGGGACGAAGAACAGGAAAGCAAAGACGCAGGCGACAAAGGGCGAGAGGGACAGAACGCGGAGGCGAAGGGAGAAGGCGAGGAACGGGGAGAAAAAAGCGGGGCAAUCCACGGAAGGCCCCAGGCAGUCGGCAAAGGCCCCCACGACGAACGAAACGCAGCGAGAAGUGCAGAGGCAAAUGCCGCAGGCCAUGCGACAGAAGCGGCGAAAAGAGCGGGAGGCGAGGAAGGAAGCGGAGGAUGCCCAGGAGAGUUUCAGGGGCCAGGUAAAGGCGGGAGGAACCAGUGCGUUGCCAGCAGAGGGAAGGAAAACGAAGAGGGGGAUACGCUUCCUGUGAGAGACAGUGGAAGUGAGAAGCUGUGUGAGGCGAGGAAGGUGAACGAGCAAAGAGGACAGUCUCCUUCAGUCCCUUUCCGUUUUCGGCCAACGGGCGCCAAGCCAGUCUCAGCUGAAGAACGCGUCGACGAGAAGACCAGCCUUCAGACUUCGGGAAAAGACCUCCUCUCUGUUCAGAAGCGAGGCCUUCUCCGCUUCAAACCGGGCCGCAGUGAUUUACCUAGCCACUUGCGAUCGCUGUCUCUCAGUUGCAGCGAUAAGAUCUGGAGUUGGAAUUGUCUAGGGUGGGGAGGCGCAGUGCUUUCCACGUGUCUCACAUCCCCGCUCUUCCCUUUUGCCAUCACCAUCGGCGAGCCGUCCGUCUCCCUUUCGGCCUUGGAGUCGUCGCUGUUGUUUCGUCACGCGUGGGACAACGACGUUGGACGCGGGCACGCUGCAGAGCCGCAGGCAAGUCUUGACCAGCCCUUUCCGCAUUCGCAACGCUACUGUCUCCACAGGCGGGACGUUCCUCGCCUAGUUAAAACGACAGCCGCAACUCUCUUUUCGGCAUCGCGCGAAGCUGCGGAGAGACGGCGACUGGUCACCACGGGCGAGAGACUUGCUGUCUCUCCGGAAGCGAGGCAGCAAGCAGUCAGAGAAGAGAAACGAGAAAGCGCGGGGAAGAACGCGAGCCUGGCAGGCAACAGACACGGCAACAAUCUCGGGAAAGAAACGAUAGGCGAGAGGCGGUUGACGCACGAACUGGAGAGGCACGAAGCCGAGGCCAGGAAUGGUGAGGGACGGCAAGGUGAUGGAAGCACAUCGAUGCGAGACCGAUCGGGUUUCCUUGGUCACACUCCGCCUGCAGACAGCAAAGUGGAGGUAGCGCUGGAAAACCCAGAGGGGCGGGCGGCACCGUCCAAAGGUCUCAGUAGUGCCGCCAGUUGUUCCAAGAAGCAACGCAAAACGAAAGAAUGGGAAGGAAAGUGUUCGCUUCCUCCCGUUCGGUCGUCUGGCCUCUCAAUCGCGUGGCAUCGACCGCCCAGCAGUGAGUUCCCGCGUAGGUACGAGGCUCUUCUGUCCCUCGCGAGCCGUCCGACGGGCGCUGGACUGUCUGAGGAUGCGUCGGCGAGCGUGGAGUCUCACCGAAUGCCUGCCAAGCCCCGCGUUGACCUGCGACCGAAACGCGUUUUCCAGGGAGACGCCGAGGCCAGAGAACGAGAGCACGCCCGCGGCCAAAACCGCAGUCAGAGAAGCUGCACUCGAGCGAAGGCGCUUUGUGAAACUGGAUCUUGCGAACAGGUGAGAACCAGCUCUUCGCGUUCUCCUGUGGCGCCGGAGCUCGCGUCGGACGUGGCCGUCGACUGCGUUUCCCCAGAUAAGCGCGCAGGCGCAGGAGAUAAGAAAAUAAGUUUGUCACCUCCAGCUUCGCACGCCGGUUGUCUCACACCGCACGCGUUGCCCGGAAGCGAGAACGGGACAGGCGUAGCGGAGUCGACUGGCGGUUGGGAGGCGAGCGACAGAGAGGCCGAGCGGGACACGCCUGUCUGCGUUUGCCGUGCUGCCUCUUUGAAAGCGUUUCACGAGGUCACGGUUGGCCGCAGUGGUCUCUUGCACCGUAGUGUGCAGAAACGGGCGGCAAAUUGUAGCUAUUUUCACUCCGAUCUCUGCAAGGCUAACCUGGCUCGUAUGUAUCUCCAUCUGACCAGACUUAGGACGGAGGACUUGCCAAAGCUGUUGGGUACCGCUUUGGCGGCUCUGGCGACUGCAGUGGAGGAACUCGAACAUUGCACGUCUUUGUUCGCUACUCGAAACGUCGUUGAAACGGGGAGAAAAGUGCUGGACGAAGCCCGCAGACGAGGGUUGGGUAGCCAGGGGUUGGAGCACGCCCCUUUCGGCAGAACCGUCGCCGCAACGCAAGAGAAAAGAUUGCCAAGUGUCGCGGAAGGAGCCGAAAGCUCCGCGAUCACGUACGGGAGUCUGAAAGCUCUAUCUGUUGAAUAUCAAAAGAGGAAGGGAGAGUGGCGAGCCUGUGAUGGCGGCUGGCAACGAAAGGGCCCUAGCUUCCAGUUGCCAAUGCCCAGAGCAGAUUCCACCGCCGACCCACUCGACUUCAUCGUCGAGAACUUUUGUUUGGAUCCUCCGACGCGUCUUACAGACGGUUUCGGUAAUGCGCAGCGCACACAGCGGCAUGCGAGCGCAGAGACUGAGACUCAGUGCCAUGCUCGAGGGUGA